Echinops telfairi (small Madagascar hedgehog) is the source of this 3328-nucleotide messenger RNA. RefSeq names its product protein-L-isoaspartate (D-aspartate) O-methyltransferase domain containing 1 (gene PCMTD1). The record is from RefSeq and is a predicted model, not a curated record. Gene Ontology annotation, molecular function: protein-L-isoaspartate (D-aspartate) O-methyltransferase activity. The transcript has 5 exons. Lineage: Eukaryota; Metazoa; Chordata; Mammalia; Afrosoricida; Tenrecidae. Gene Ontology annotation, cellular component: cytoplasm. Gene Ontology annotation, biological process: protein modification process. The coding region runs from base 98 to 1177 and encodes 359 amino acids.
CAUCAAGUGCAAUAUUGAGAGGAAAACAAGUCACAUCAUUGUUGAAGUCAUUUCUGCUUAUUUUAUUUGUAAUUUAUGAUUUGAUUUGAAUACAGUAAUGGGGGGAGCUGUGAGUGCUGGAGAAGAUAAUGAUGACUUAAUCGAUAACUUAAAAGAAGCUCAGUAUAUCCGCACGGAAAGAGUGGAACAAGCCUUCAGAGCUAUUGACCGUGGAGAUUACUAUUUGGAAGGCUACAGAGACAAUGCUUACAAAGACUUGGCCUGGAAGCAUGGCAACAUUCACUUAUCAGCCCCAUGCAUUUAUUCUGAAGUUAUGGAAGCAUUGCAACUUCAACCAGGAUUGUCUUUUCUUAACCUGGGAAGUGGAACCGGAUAUUUAAGUACAAUGGUGGGCUUGAUUUUAGGUCCUUUUGGAAUAAAUCAUGGGAUUGAGCUUCAUUCAGAUGUGGUCGAAUAUGCCAAGGAAAAGCUGGAGAGCUUCAUCAGAAAUAGUGAUAGCUUUGAUAAAUUUGAGUUUUGUGAACCUGCAUUUGUUGUUGGAAAUUGUCUCCAGAUAGCAUCUGACAGCCAUCAAUAUGAUCGGAUUUAUUGUGGAGCUGGAGUUCAGAAAGACCAUGAAAACUACAUGAAAAUAUUACUGAAAAUCGGUGGCAUCCUAGUCAUGCCUAUAGAGGAUCAGUUAACGCAAAUUAUGCGAACUGGACCAAAUACCUGGGAAAGUGAAAAUAUUCUUGCUGUUUCAUUUGCUCCACUUGUGCAGCCAAGUAAGAAUGACAAUGGUAAACCAGAUUCAGUGGGACUCCCUCCAUGUGCUGUCAGGAACCUACAGGAUUUGGCUCGCAUUUACAUCCGCCGCACACUUAGAAAUUUCAUCAAUGACGAGAUAAAAGCCAAGGGACUUCCGCCCAGAGCUCUCCCAAAAAGGAAAAGGAAGAGAGUUAAACAGAUUGUUAACUCCAACUCUUACGUGUUUGUGGGUAAUCAGUUCUUUCCUCGGCUUCCAAAUAGGGAGGAAGAUGAAAAAAUGGAAGAAGACAGCAGGGAGGAGGAGGAGAAAGAUCACAGUGAAGCCAUGAAGCCAGAAGAGCCUCCUCAAAAUCUCCUGAGAGAAAAAAUCAUGAAGCUGCCUCUUCCUGAAUCUCUAAAAGCUUACUUGACCUAUUUUAGAGAAAAAUAACUUAAACCGAGGAGGAAUGUCUAUUGAUAGUUCUCUACUCUGAAAAUGUAGCAUUUGUUAGGAAUUAAAAAGAGAAUAUUUCUUUCAUCAGAGAAAAUUAUAGUGGAAAAAGGUAUAACUUGUUUUUGUCAUAGUAACAAAAAUGAUGUAUUAAGUGAUUAAAAAGAGUCCCUUUUAUAAAAUCUAUUUUUCUUUAAAUCUUGGGAAAAUGCUGUUUUAACUGAGUGACUUCAAAGUGGAUUGCAAUAGUCAAGACUUUGUGUAUUGUAAAUCUUUUUCUGAUUCCCUACAAAUAUGUAGUGGUGACAUAUAAGGUUAAUUGAUAAACAUAUGUAAUCUAAGUUAUAGUUGUUUGCAUUUCCUCUAGAAAAACUUUCUUAUCUAUUAAGGAAAUCAAACACUUUGUAGACCUAUUUACCUUAAUUUUUGUUGCAAUCACUAUUGCUGUGUUGCUAAUAGAUGUAUUCCGGGCAAUAUAUGAGUGCAAUAGCAAUACAGAUACUGAAUAAUUUAGCUUUUAAAAAAAAUGCAAACUUCAUGGAAUUCAACAGCCCUGCUACUUUUGCUUUUAAACCUGUUGCCAAAAGAUAUGGGGAAAUAACUGCUUCUCUCAUAGAGAUUUUAAGAGCACAUCAAGUGAAUGUUAAAGGAAAAGUAUAUACUUCGUAAAACUCUCACUUUGUAUGAACCUUUAAAUUUUCAGUGUUUUUAAAUAAUGAAAUUAUCUUACUCUGGAGUUUGAAAAGAUGGGAUCUUUAGGAUUUUUUUCAAACGUUCCCCUCUUUCUAGCACAUACUGACAGUGGGAAGCAUGAGUUGCUGCUGCUACUGUGGACAGUUGUAAGUAGCAGGGCCCAGCAGAUUCAUCCAGCAGAUAGAUAUUAGCAAAUGAAACUUCUGUUUCAUCAGAAUCCUCACUUUUUACAUGAUCGUUGAGUGGUUGCCAUUACUUCAGAAAUUCAUCUUUUCAUAGUAUAAGAAAUAUUCAUAAGAAUUUUAUGUAGACAGUGUUUUUGUUUGAAUAUCAAUUCAGAAUCAUAAUGUAAUUUUUGGGACCUGCAUUGUGCUCGUUUAACUUCUUCCCAUGUUUUCUUAAGUUUCUUUUGGUAAAAUUACACUGGUUUUCAUUUUUUGCUUAAUAACACGUCCACUCUUUAUCAUUUGAAUUUUGAUUUUUAACUUAGCAGUAGUUAAAUUGUUAGUUAAUGCUAUAAUUAGUCUGCUUUUAUUUUUGCUUUUCAAGGUAAACCCUGAAAACAGUCAUUCCUUGUAGAAAAAUAAAAUGAACACUGUAACUUAUUUACUACUUAGUUACAUCAGUUAUAUAUAUUUUGUUACAUCAUUUAUAUAUAUUUUAAGAGGAAAAAAUAUAAAAUAUCACUUAUGACCACCAGCAUCACUGUUACAAUAGUUGAUAAGAUUAGCUUAUGGAAGCCCAAUGUACCGUGAAAGGAGUGUUCUCUGCAAAAUUCAAAUACUUGUAAUAAAUGGGUUAUUUUAAAGCUCUCAACUCUAGUAAUUCCACACAUAAAAACAAGUAUUUAAAAAAACAAGUGUUUGAAAUAUUCUAAGCAUCAAGUAUUCUAAGUAAAUGAGGAUAUUUUAGGAAUGUGAAAAAUAAAUUCAUGAGAAAGAGUUGUAUCAAUGCUGCGGUGUAGGGGGUCACCACACAUGUCUUAGAUGAUUUAAUAAGCCAUUACUGUGGAGAGAUGCUCUGUCUCAUUUCUACUGAGAAAAGAUAAAGUCAUUGUUUCAGUUGUUUUUAACAGUGACCAUCUAUUAUAAAUGUUAUUUUAAUUUAAAUGCUUUUGAAGUUUAUUUUCAAUUUCUGUUACCCACGUAUAUUUAUUUAGAAACCUGAGGAAACUUACCUGCCCACUCCUGCUCCCCACUUUUUGUAUUAGAACAGGUUUCUUGCGAUACAAACGAGCAUCCGUCAGUGAUGACUUUACUCUGUAGGGGUUAGGGUGUUUUUGAAGGUUGAUAUUUGAUGUCAUCUUCCAUUCUGUUGACUUCUGCAAAUUGAAAUGUACGGUCGAUAUGAAUGAUGAUUGCAUUUUUGGGUCAUUGAAAUAUAUCUUGUGUUUUUCAAUGUAUUCAUUUUACAGUUAUGACUAUUGACUUUAAAUAAAGAAGUGAAAAUGAAAAUUCA